AUGUCGUCGUCGAAGUCUCCAUACGAACUGAAAGACUUGAAAAAUAGCUCCACUGAAAUACAUGCCACGGAGCAAGAUAAUGAAAUUGAAUAUUUCGAAACGGACUCCAAUGAUCGUCCAUCCUCACAACCUCAUUUAGGUUACGAACAGCAUAACACUUCCGCCGUACGUAGGUUUUUCGACUCCUUUAAAAGAGCAGAUCAAGGUCCACAGGAUGAAGCAGAAGCAACGCAAAUGAACGAUCUUACAUCGGCUAUCUCUCCUUCUUCCAGACAGGCUCAAGAACUAGAAAAAAAUGGAAGUUCGGACAACAUAGUCCCUAAUACGGGCCAUAAGUCAGACUCGCUGAAGAAAACCAUUCAGCCCAGACAUGUUCUGAUGAUUGCGUUGGGUACGGGUAUUGGUACUGGGUUGCUGGUCGGUAACGGUACUGCGUUAGUUCAUGCAGGUCCAGCUGGGCUACUUAUUGGUUACGGUAUCAUGGGUUCUAUCUUGUACUGUAUUAUCCAGGCAUGUGGUGAAAUGGCCCUAGUGUAUAGUAAUUUGACUGGUGGCUACAAUGCGUACCCUAGUUUCCUUGUGGAUGAUGGAUUCGGGUUCGCGGUCGCUUGGGUUUACUGUUUGCAAUGGCUGUGUGUUUGUCCUCUAGAAUUGGUGACUGCAUCCAUGACUAUCAAAUACUGGACGACAUCCGUGAAUCCGGAUGUGUUCGUCAUUAUUUUCUAUGUUCUGGUUAUUACUAUCAAUAUUUUUGGUGCUCGUGGUUACGCCGAAGCUGAAUUCUUCUUCAACUGUUGCAAAAUUUUGAUGAUGACCGGGUUCUUCAUUCUUGGUAUUAUCAUCGAUGUUGGCGGUGCUGGUAAUGAUGGUUUUAUUGGUGGUAAGUACUGGCACGAUCCUGGUGCUUUCAACGGUAAACAUGCUAUUGACAGAUUUAAGGGUGUUGUUGCAACAUUAGUGACCGCUGCCUUUGCCUUUGGUGGUUCAGAGUUUAUUGCCAUCACCACUGCAGAACAGUCUAAUCCAAGAAAGGCCAUUCCAGGUGCGGCCAAGCAAAUGAUCUACAGAAUCUUGUUCCUGUUCUUGGCUACCAUUAUCCUACUGGGUUUCUUGGUGCCAUACAACUCAGAUCAAUUAUUAGGCUCCGGCGGUGGCGGUACUAAGGCCUCACCAUAUGUCAUUGCCGUCGCAUCCCACGGUGUCCGUGUCGUCCCACACUUCAUUAACGCUGUUAUCCUACUGUCAGUUUUGUCCAUGGCUAACUCCUCCUUCUACUCCAGUGCUCGUCUAUUUUUAACUUUAUCCGAGCAAGGUUAUGCUCCCAAGGUUUUCUCUUACAUUGACAGAGCCGGUAGACCAUUGAUUGCCAUGGGUAUUUCCGCGUUGUUUGCCGUCAUUGCCUUCUGUGCAGCAUCUCCCAAGGAAGAACAAGUUUUCACUUGGCUAUUGGCCAUUUCUGGUCUAUCUCAACUGUUCACAUGGACUGCAAUUUGUUUAUCCCAUCUUAGAUUUAGAAGAGCCAUGAAGGUUCAAGGGAGGUCUCUGGGGGAAUUGGGUUUCAAAUCUCAAACUGGUGUUUGGGGAUCUGCCUAUGCUUGCAUCAUGAUGAUUUUGAUUCUGAUCGCCCAAUUCUGGGUCGCCAUCGCCCCUAUUGGUGAAGGUAAGCUGGAUGCUCAAGCCUUUUUCGAAAACUACUUGGCCAUGCCAAUCUUGAUUGCACUAUACGUCGGUUACAAGGUCUGGCACAAGGAUUGGAAACUAUUUAUCAGGGCCGAUAAGAUCGAUCUGGACUCUCACAGACAAAUCUUUGAUGAAGAAUUAAUCAAGCAAGAAGACGAAGAAUAUAGGGAACGUUUGAGGAACGGUCCUUACUGGAGAAGGGUGGCUGCCUUCUGGUGUUAA
This is a messenger RNA of Saccharomyces paradoxus, 1902 nucleotides long. RefSeq names its product amino acid transporter AGP1 (gene AGP1). The transcript has a single exon. Gene Ontology annotation, molecular function: amino acid transmembrane transporter activity. NCBI's taxonomy places the organism in Eukaryota, Fungi, Ascomycota, Saccharomycetes, Saccharomycetales, Saccharomycetaceae. Gene Ontology annotation, cellular component: membrane. Gene Ontology annotation, biological process: amino acid transmembrane transport. The record is from RefSeq and is a predicted model, not a curated record. Bases 1 to 1902 code for a protein of 633 amino acids.